AUGGUUCCUCGGUCGCAAAGCUGGUUCUGCCCAUGCUCGUGCAUAACAGGGUCGUCCGACUCUGAGCAAGAACAUCAUCAGCAGCAGUCCAAUCCCAGCAGACCUCCGCAUACCGGCCAGAACAAUGGGCAUGAGAUGAGUCGUCCUCCUGCUGGCGGUCGAAAAUACAUGAAUGGCGUGUAUUAUCCCAGUUGGCUGGUAUACAGGGGCAAGACGCCGGCUACUCUUGACGUUGACAAUAUUACACAUGUCUUUUACGCGUUCAUCGGUGUCAAUGAAGAUGGCUCUCUUCGGUGGAUCGAUGAGCACGCCGAUGCAGUGAAAGACGUUGACGGAGAAAAAGGCGCUCUGGCCGCCCUGGCAAAGCUCAAGCGCAAGCAUCCUAGGCUGAAGACCAUUGUGUCCAUUGGAGGAGGCACCGCCAGCAAGGAGUUUCCCGCGUUGGCUGCCAGCUCCAAUGCGCGGGAGAGGUUUGCGAAGGAGGCCCGCGAGUUUUGUGAUCGUCAUGGGCUCGAUGGGAUUGACAUUGACUGGGAGCAUCCGAAGAAUGAGGAGCAGGGUCGUGAUUAUGUGAAGCUCCUCAGGGAGUGUCGCAGAGCUCUGCCCGAGCCAAACUAUCUCCUUACCACUGCUCUUCCCGUUGGACGGUAUAUCCUCAAAUACAUCGAUCUGGAUGCCGUGUCAAGAAUCAUCGACUACAUCAACCUCAUGGCAUACGACUUCACCGGCUCUUGGACCAAAGUAUGCGGCAACCACGCACAGCUACACUCCCCCGGAACCAGACUCCAGUCUACGCACUCAGAACUUCAGGCGUGCGGCACCGACGGGGUUGAGUACUUCCUCUCCAGAGGCUUCCCCAGUCGAAAGCUUGUCCUCGGGAUUCCCGCCUACGCACGAUACUUUCCUCGUGCACAAGGGCCCGGAUGUUCUACAGAGAAGGCGGGCGAGAUGGACUACUGCGAGAUACCGGACGAGUGGGUGAGGGAGGCGGUGGUGGACGAGGGAGCGGUGGCGGCGUGGUAUGUGGAUGCGAACGGGGGCAAGGGGUAUCUCACGUUUGACGUGCCGAGGACGGUGCAUAUCAAGGCGAGGUUUGCGAUGCAGAGGGGGCUUGGGGGGUUGUUUUACUGGACGGGGACGGGGGAUAAGGGGGAGGGGCUGAGCUUGGUGGCUGCUGGGCGGAGGGGGCUGGAGUCGUCGUAA
This is a messenger RNA of Trichoderma citrinoviride, 1203 nucleotides long. Its product is annotated as glycoside hydrolase family 18 protein. Gene Ontology annotation, cellular component: extracellular region. Lineage: Eukaryota; Fungi; Ascomycota; Sordariomycetes; Hypocreales; Hypocreaceae. Gene Ontology annotation, molecular function: chitinase activity; chitin binding. The record is from RefSeq and is a predicted model, not a curated record. Bases 1 to 1203 code for a protein of 400 amino acids. Gene Ontology annotation, biological process: chitin catabolic process; carbohydrate metabolic process. The transcript is spliced from 4 exons.